AUGCCGGAGGCCCAGGGAGAGAAGCGGCCUCUCGACCCGGAUCCGGACGACGAUGACGACGACGAUGAUGAUGGCUUCGGCCCAAUGCCUGUGCCAGCGCCGGCACAGACAAAGCCGAAACGCAAAAAGGUGCUGAAAAACGCGCACGUAUACUUGGACAACCUGCCCAAGAGCGAGAUGUACGAGAAGAGUUUCAUGCACCGCGACGUGGUUCACUUGGCAGUCUGCAGCAAUGCCACGGGGUUUCUCGUGACUGGCAGCGAGGACGGUCACGUGAAGUUCUGGAAGAAGCAGUACGAGGGCAUCGAGUUUGUCAAACAUUAUCGAGCACAUUUAGGGAAGCUGCUAGCCAUGGUCAUCUCGCAGGAUGGAAGAUUGCUCUCCACCAUUGGGGAUGACAAUGCAUUGAAGCUUUUCGAGGUCACGUCUUUCGACAUGAUUUGCAUGAUCAAGCUGAAGUUCAAGCCGCUUCAAGUGGAGUUCGUACACAAGAAGAACGCUCCGACCUCCCUUGUCGCGGUGUCGGAAUCGGAGUCUGGAAAGGUGCAUAUUCUGCAGCCAGAGAGUGGCACCGCUGAGCCUCUGCGGACCCUCGAGGUCCAUGCCGAACCUGCCCAUGCCAUCAGGUACAAUCCGUGGGUUCACGCUUGCAUCAGUGCAGAUAAAUCAGGCGCGCUUGAACUCUGGGAUCCAGACACUCUGCAGAUGCCUACGAAAGAAACACGCCCAGGGAGGCUUAAGUUCGAGAUCAAGAGCGAAACCCACAUGUACGAGCUGCGCAAGAACCAGACGCACGCGAUAUCUUUCUCCAUCAGCGUUGAUGGCAGCAUGUUCGUCAUGGUGUGCGAGGAUGGUCGUUUGAGAGUCUUCCGCUUCGCGACGAUGAAAAUGGUUCGUGCAUACGACGAGUCAAUGGAGAUGUUCACGGCGGCUCAGAGCGAUCCGAACAUGGGUGAUCUCCACCUGGACAGGUUCGAUUUUGGACGGCGGAUUGCCGUGGAGAAAGAAAUGCGCAAGUCCCCUGCGCAGAUGUAUCAGCAGGCUCUGUUCGACGAGUCCUGUAACUUCUUGGUCUUCACUUCGCUUAUCGGCGUCAAGAUUGUCAACUUGCAUACCAACAAGCUCGUGAAGAUUCUUGGAAAAGUCGAGCAGACCGAGAGAUUCCUUGGCCUUGCCCUGUACCAGGGCAAAGCUCAGAAGAAGAAGGCAGCUCUUGGAGAAUCCGUCGUGGAAGGGGAGAAUGACCAGAAGGAGUCGGCAGACCCGAUCGCCUUGGUCACUGCAUACAAGAAGAACAGGUUUUACCUGUUCAGUGCUCGCGAGCCUGCGGAAAUGACCGCUGACUUGGGUCGAGAUGUUUUCAACGAGAAGCCCAGCAAGGAAGACGCAGCCGUGGCGGCGUCGAUCAGGACGGAGAACCCUCUUGGCAAGCAAGCGACUAUCCACACCACGAUGGGAGACAUUGUAGUCAAACUCUUCUACCAGGAGUGUCCAAAGUCGGUUGAGAACUUCACGGUGCAUUGCAAGAAUGGUUACUAUGACAACAUCAUCUUCCACCGGGUCAUCCAGGGCUUCAUGAUCCAGACGGGAGACCCACAGGGUGAUGGCACUGGCGGUGAGAGCAUCUGGGGAGGUGAAUUUGAGGACGAGUUCCAUCGGAACCUGAAGCACGAUCGUCCCUUCACCCUUUCCAUGGCGAACGCAGGGCCAAAUACGAAUGGGUCUCAGUUCUUCGUCACGACGGUGCCUUGUCCUUGGCUGGAUGGCAAGCACACGGUCUUUGGACGCGUUCUGCAGGGCAUGGACGUGGUUCAAAACAUCGAGAAAACCCAGACGAAUUGCGACGACAGGCCGCUGGUCGACAUCAAGAUUAUGACGAUCAAGAUCAUCACCUAA
Messenger RNA from Symbiodinium sp. CCMP2456, 1896 nucleotides. The record is from the annotation of a GenBank genome assembly. Lineage: Eukaryota; Dinophyceae; Suessiales; Symbiodiniaceae.